This is a messenger RNA of Eruca vesicaria subsp. sativa (arugula), 557 nucleotides long. The record is from the annotation of a GenBank genome assembly. Lineage: Eukaryota; Viridiplantae; Streptophyta; Magnoliopsida; Brassicales; Brassicaceae.
CUCCGUUCGCUUCUUCAUACUUCGAUCUCUAGUCUACUCGCCGAUUGUUACUCAACACCAUGGCGCCAAAGAAGGAUAAGGUUCCGCCGCCCUCAUCGAAGCCGGCCAAAUCUGGCGGUGGAAAACAGAAGAAGAAGAAGUGGAGCAAGGGAAAGCAAAAGGAGAAGGUUAACAACAUGGUGUUGUUUGAUCAAGCUACUUACGACAAGCUUCUCACUGAAGCUCCCAAGUUCAAGCUCAUCACUCCUUCCAUUCUCUCCGACCGUAUGAGGAUCAACGGGUCUCUAGCAAGGAGGGCUAUUAGGGAGCUAAUGGCGAAAGGUGUGAUCAGAAUGGUAGCUGCUCACUCGAGCCAGCAGAUCUACACUCGUGCCACCAACACCUAAACAGUUUAACUUUGUUUACGGUUUGGCUAUCGAAUCUCAUCUCAGUUUUUGCAUUUUGAUGUAGACUUUAAACAUCAGAGCUCUAAUACUUUUUCACUCCGUUGUACUCGAGAUCUUUUAGAAUGCUUUUUUGGGAUAUUAUGUCAAUUUAAUUCGGAAUCAUUUUCUAUU